AUGGCUGGUUUAGUAUUAUCUAAUGACACAGAAGCAAAGAUCUCCGGUGAUUGCAAACGCGGUGGCUGCAUCACUUUUCCGUUCAUGAUAGCUACAUUGUUAGGUAUUUCAGUGACUUCUUAUGGAUGGGUACUGAACUUGAUUGUCUUCUUGAUCGAGGAAUAUAACAUCAAGAGCAUAGCUGCUGCUCAGAUUUCAAACAUUGUCAAUGGAUGUCUCAGCAUGUUGCCUGUUGUUACAGCCAUUCUCGCUGAUUCUUUCUUUGGAAACAUUCCUGUAAUCUCGGCUUCUGCUUUCAUUUCUCUGCUUGGCAUCUUUCUCUUGACUCUGAUCUCAUCUUUCGAAAACUUGAGACCUAGACCGUGUGAAACAGGCUCAAUCCUAUGCCAAUCGCCAUCAAAACUCCACCUCGGGGUCUUGUAUGCAGCGUUAGCUCUAGUGACUGCUGGAACUUCUGGGACACGGGUGGCUUUGGCAUCUGCUGGUGCAAACCAGUAUGAUAAACCUAGAGACAAAGGAAGCUUCUUCAACUGGUACUUCCUCACGGUAAAUACAGGCGCGAUUAUUAGCGCGACAGCAAUUGUAUAUACACAGGAGAAUGCUAGCUGGAGACUCGGGUUUGGUCUUUGUGCAGCUGCUAAUUUGAUCAGUUUCAUAGUUUUCAUUUCCGGGAAGAGAUUCUACAAGCAUGACAAACCAAUGGGAAGUCCCUUCACAAGCCUUAUCCGCGUCUUAGUCGCUGCUAUACUGAAAAUCAAGGUAGUGACCUCUUCCAAAGAAGAAGAUUAUCACCGGGAAGUUGAAAAAGAAUCCAAGACUUGUAUUGGAAUGCCUUCCAAGAGCUUCAGGUUUUUGAACCGUGCAGCAUUAAAGAGCGAAAAGGACUUAAAUCAAGAAGAUGGCUUAUGUCAUAACCCUUGGAGGUUAUGUUCUGUUGAGGAAGUAGAAGAUUUUAAAUCUGUUCUCAGAGUUCUUCCUCUAUGGUUAGCAAUCUUAUUCGUUGGAACUUCCAUUGGUGUCCAAGCAAGCAUGACGGUUCUCCAAGCUCUGGUAACAGACCGAGGACUCGACUCUAAAUUUAAAGUCCCGGCCGGGUCUCUACAAGUAAUAGUACUCAUCUCUUCAUGCGUCUUUCUCGUGCUCAAUAACUGGACUAUUUAUCCCAUCUAUCAGAAGAUAACUCAUAAACAGCUGACACCACUGCAACAAGUCGGUAUAGGCCAAGUUUUCAACAUCCUUAGCAUGGCAAUCUCCGCCAUCGUGGAAGCAAAAAGGCUGAAAACAGUUGAAAAUGAGCAUCCUAUGUCAGUGUUAUGGCUGUUACCACCUCUUGUGAUAGUUGGAAUUGGCGAUGCCUUUCAUUAUAUGGCGAAUGUUGCAGUGUUCUAUGGAGAGUUCCCUGAGUCUAUGAGGAACACAGCAACCUCUGUGACCUCGGUGGCGUUUGGAAUCUCCUUCUAUUUAAGUACAGCUCUAAUAAACUUGAUACAGAGGACCACCGCGUGGUUACCAGACGACAUUAACCACGGGAGAGUGGACAAUGUGUACUGGGUUUUGGUCAUUGGAGGUGUCUUGAACCUUGGCUAUUUCUUUGUCUGCUCUUGGUAUUUCACGUACAGAAAAAUCCAAGAUGAUAACAGACAAGAUCCUAAAGAUGUUACAAACUAA
Molecule: messenger RNA, 1668 nt
Organism: Arabidopsis thaliana (thale cress)
Lineage: Eukaryota; Viridiplantae; Streptophyta; Magnoliopsida; Brassicales; Brassicaceae
Product: Major facilitator superfamily protein
Exons: 4
Coding region: 1-1668 (555 amino acids)
Biological process (GO): transmembrane transport
Cellular component (GO): membrane
Molecular function (GO): transmembrane transporter activity
Source: RefSeq, marked reviewed